UUUUGGUUUGUUUUGUUUUACUUGUUCGCGGGAUUGAAAUUCGUUCGAACUUGGCGGCUUUGAGGCUAAUUCAGACUAUAAAUAUUAUCACUACAAAUGGAAGAGUUGGAUGAUUCUGCCCCGGAGGAUGAGAAUGUGUUCCACUUUGAGUCCGAGCACCUGGCUCUCCGUGGCAACGAGUGCUAUUCCAGCUUGUUGCGCACCAUUGCAGUGCUGCAAGCCCAACGCAUUCGUGUCCACCAGCAGAUUGAGGAGCUAGAAGCGACUCGGAAAAUGUACCUGAAAAAUCCGCAGCUCUUGUUGGACAAGCUGAGCAGCAACGAACCGCUGAUAUCGGACAACUACAUAGCCAUAGCCCCUUUGCCAGAGCUACCCACAUUGGUGGCAAAGGAGGGAGGCGGAGUGGACUUUAAGUUGCCCACAAGUCAAACGCCUUCGUACACUCCUCAAUUGCCGCAGUCCGCCGAGACGGCGAACGACAGCAGCAGCGGACGGUCGGCUAAACACCACAACCGCCUGUGGACCAACGAGGAGCAGCGACAUUUGGAGCAGCUGCUCAUUAAGUAUCCGCCGGAGGAAGUGGAAAGCCGACGCUUUGCGAAGAUAGCCAAAGCCCUGGGCAAUCGGACGACACAGCAGGUGUUUAGCCGCAUCCAGAAGUACUUCCAGAAGCUGCACGAAGCUGGGAUGCCUGUGCCCGGUCGCCUGCCGAAAUAUCGCCGACCAGCCCUGACGAAACCCAAGUUCAAUAUACGCCGAUCAACGUUUUUUCCUGCCCAGAACAUAUCGCUGCAAAUGCCCGAGGACGAUAUAACCCUGGACGAACUGCGAGGUCUGUCUCCUGCGGGUGCGUUGUCGCCAGCAUCGCCACAAGUCAAGAUGGAGCCGAAGGCCGAGACCGAAAGCCUGGACGGCGAUCUGGAUAAGGAGGCGACGCGUAAGGAGCAGCUGCGUCUGAAACUUCUGACGGCCGUGCUCGAGGAGAAGCAGCAAAUCGAAGAUGGCUACAAUCCCGAUCCGUUGGCGCCCAAGUGCGCCGAGUGUGAGGCGGCGUCUGUGACCAGGACCAACUGGCGCUGCGAUAGCUGCUAUUGCCAUUUAAAUUUAUGCGGGGACUGCCUGGCCGGCCAGUUGAUGGAGGAACGCUUCGAGCAUCUGGGCCACGAGGUGGUUGUGGAUCAGGAUUCAUAGCUUGCGUACAAUUAAUCAAUUAAUAACUAUUUUAAUAAGACAAUUGAGAAAAUGAAUAAAUGCGAUGCAAAAACCAAA
Drosophila obscura is the source of this 1269-nucleotide messenger RNA. It is a transcript of the gene Atac1, whose product is annotated as ZZ-type zinc finger-containing protein 3. The transcript has a single exon. Bases 97 to 1191 code for a protein of 364 amino acids. Lineage: Eukaryota; Metazoa; Arthropoda; Insecta; Diptera; Drosophilidae. The record is from RefSeq and is a predicted model, not a curated record.